Xenopus tropicalis (tropical clawed frog) is the source of this 992-nucleotide messenger RNA. RefSeq lists its product as uncharacterized. Lineage: Eukaryota; Metazoa; Chordata; Amphibia; Anura; Pipidae. Bases 1 to 681 code for a protein of 226 amino acids. The record is from RefSeq and is a predicted model, not a curated record. The transcript is spliced from 3 exons.
AUGGAAUGCCCAGAAGUGGUUGCAUGGAAUGCAUCAGAAGUGGUUGCAGGGAAUAAACCAGAAGUGGUUGCAGGGAAUAAGCCAGAAGUGGUUGCAGGGAAUAAACCAGAAGUGGUUGCAGGGAAUAAGCCAGAAGUGGUUGCAGGGAAUAAGCCAGAAGUGGUUGCAGGGAAUAAACCAGAAGUGGUUGCAGGGAAUAAGCCAGAAGUGGUUGCAGGGAAUAAGCCAGAAGUGGUUGCAGGGAAUAAGCCAGAAGUGGUUGCAGGGAAUAAGCCAGAAGUGGUUGCAGGGAAUAAGCCAGAAGUGGUUGCAGGGAAUAAACCAGAAGUGGUUGCAGGGAAUAAGCCAGAAGUGGUUGCAGGAAUAAGCCAGAAGUGGUUGCAGGGAAUAAACCAGAAGUGGUUGCAGGGAAUAAGCCAGAAGUGGUUGCAGGGAAUAAGCCAGAAGUGGUUGCAGGGAAUAAGCCAGAAGUGGUUGCAGGGAAUAAGCCAGAAGUGGUUGCAGGGAAUAAGCCAGAAGUGGUUGCAGGGAAUAAGCCAGAAGUGGUUGCAGGGAAUAAGCCAGAAGUGGUUGCAGGGAAUAAGCCAGAAGUGGUUGCAGGGAAUAAGCCAGAAGUGGUUGCAGGGAAUAAGCCAGAAGUGGUUGCAGGGAAUAAGCCAGAAGUGGCUAAAUGGUCAGUAGACCCAAGGGGAAAGCCUAAGGUUGGCUAUAUGUGACCACACUUCACAGAAUUCGCCAGUGGCUGGCUUAAAUGUCAACUGACUUUAGAAACCAAGCCAGAGUUUGGCUAGAUGUCAAUAGACUACUUGUCCUAGAAGAAGCAAGUUGGCUAGAUGUAAGCUGACUCCAAUAUAUAAAGCAUUGGUCCCUUAAAUGUCUACAGACUGCAGAGACUGAGAGGCAGUGUUACAAAUGUUAUAAUUACCCCUUAUUGGGGCAGAACAGCCCUAUUGGGUUUAUUUAAUGGUUAAAUGAUUCCCUUUUCUCUGUAA